This is a messenger RNA of Plasmodium fragile, 1704 nucleotides long. RefSeq lists its product as uncharacterized. Bases 1 to 1704 code for a protein of 567 amino acids. The record is from RefSeq and is a predicted model, not a curated record. The transcript has a single exon. Lineage: Eukaryota; Apicomplexa; Aconoidasida; Haemosporida; Plasmodiidae.
AUGUUUGGGAACCAAAGGACAAAUCACGAGUACGCACCCCCCAUGGUGAUCAAUGUGAACAACAAGCAAGUGAAUCCCCCAGCUUUAAGUUACAGAAGCUACGCAUCGAGGAAUAUAAAUGUUCGCCCCGUUAGCAGUCAACAUGAGUCAAACGCGGGCGAUAGCAUGAAGAAUUAUGUGCAAUAUUAUGGGCACCGAAAUGGCUCUGAAAUGAAGCCUUUGAAACAUACCACUUCGCAGUAUAUACCGAAGAGAAGAGAAGAACGACAGAAAACGAUGGGCGUGGUGGGCCUGGCCAAGCAUUGGGACUUGAACAACACCGACAUAAACCACAUUGUAGCCAAUUACGCAAAUUCAAUUAAAGUGCCUACUAACCACAGCUAUGAUGGUAGCAAUCAGGUGAGGGCAUUUCACAAAAGUAGGCCAGAAUAUGUUAGGGAAAUUCCCCCAUUCGACGUUGAUAAAAGUAAAAUGAAUUCUCUUCCAGCAGAAAGAAAGACAACACCCAUUAGUGUUCAGAGAGACAUGGACAGUAAGAAAAAUCUGUCAUUCGUGCAAAGCGAAUACCGAUCUGUGGACUUUAGGAAAAAUCAAAAUGACUAUGUGGUGGAUCAAAAGGGGGAACAUCCAACCAAGUCAAGUCAGGUAAGAAAAGAAAAAAGUGUCACGGUAGGUACUAGUGAGAAGGAUACCUUUUUGGAAGGUCUCAAGAGGCAAAAUAACAUUUCCAUUUCGACAAAUUUCCAGUCAAACGGUGAUGAGAAGAUUAGCACAAGUCAAGCACAUGUGAGUAGGAGCAAUGCAGAGGAGAAAAAGAGGGAAAGAAAAAAUAGCAGAAUAGUUGAACAAUUAAACAGUGAUCGGCUGAGUACUCCCCGUAAGGGGAACAAGGACCACGUAUUAGGUAGAGACACCAUGAAGGAAUACAAGCGUAGGAAUGGAGAACCGAAAUAUACAUCUCCACGUGAUAACCAAUGUGCGCAAAAGGGUGAGUCCUGUACCAAAGCGCCAAUACAUCGAAGUUGUAGGGAACAAUUACCACACAACCUUUCAAUCAAUUUCAAAAGAGACAUGUUCGAUAUGACCAAAGGGUUACGGCUUUUCGAGCAUAUGAUAAUCGUUGAUAAAAAUAGUGUACUCAGAUUGUGGAAUGGCUUUGAAUGGAAGAGAGUAGAAAGUUAUUUCCAAUUUUUGACUAGGGCUAGAUAUGACCAUAAAGGACACCUCUGGUGUGUGAAUACUUCAUACGAGCUACUGAAAAGGAUGAAAAAGAGUUUUAAAAAUUUUGGCCAUUUAGGUAACGAAGAAAUUGUAGACAUCAGUUUUGAUAAGAGAAAUGUAUUAUGCUGUGUCAAUCGAAAGGGAGAGUUGCUCAAAUGGAAUAGAACAAAAUGGACUAAAGUGAGAUUUUCAGGAUUCCAUAAAUUGAUUAGUGUAGCCUUUGACAGUAGGGGAGAUUUGUGGGCUAUCAACACGAAGAGGGCGUUGGCAAUCUGGUGUGAAAAGGACGGUUGCUGGAAUGAAAAAGUUGUGAAGGAUGAUUUGAAAAUAUGUGCCAUGGAUUUUGACAACGAUGGGCAUAUCUGGGUCGUUUCCACUGCGGGGGCGCUGUUGACCUAUUCGCAUGGUCACUGGGUGAACUUUGGGUACGUCUGUUUGGACCGCUUGAUUUCUGUGGGGUUUAGGAAGGUUCGUGCGGGGUAG